Messenger RNA from Eremothecium cymbalariae DBVPG#7215, 1710 nucleotides. RefSeq names its product RNA-dependent ATPase ROK1 (gene ROK1). NCBI's taxonomy places the organism in Eukaryota, Fungi, Ascomycota, Saccharomycetes, Saccharomycetales, Saccharomycetaceae. The record is from RefSeq and is a predicted model, not a curated record. Gene Ontology annotation, molecular function: ATP binding; RNA helicase activity; nucleic acid binding. Gene Ontology annotation, biological process: maturation of SSU-rRNA. The coding region runs from base 1 to 1710 and encodes 569 amino acids. The transcript has a single exon.
AUGGAUAUUUUUAGGGUUUUAACUCGAGGUGCUUCUGUGAAAAAACAAGGCAAGGAAGUUGAUCAUUCACAUUUCCAUGACAAGCAAGUUGGUCAGCUGAAGAAGGCGGACGAUGAGACCCAAUUGACGAAAGAACUAGACUUCUUCCGGAAUAAGAGGAUCUUGAAUGCUGUGGAGUCCAAGAAGAGAGAUGUGAGUUUUCAUCUUGAUGAGGUGGAAGUUAAUUUAGAAUCCAGUUCACCUCCUCAAAAAAUCAGUAGCGCAGAGGAUGCAGCUAAGUUGAGAAAAUGCUAUAAAGGGAAUGUAUCAGGACCAGAUAUUCCGCUGCCUAUUGGAUCGUUCGAAGAUUUAAUUACUAGAUUUGAGCUUGAUAAGCGUUUGUUGAACAAUAUGAUUCAGAAUUACUUUACCAAUCCGACUCCAAUUCAAUGUGAGGCUAUUUCUAUGUGUCUGAAUGAGAGAGAUAUUAUAGCUUGCGCUCCAACUGGUUCAGGGAAAACGUUGGCAUUUUUGAUACCAUUGAUACAGCAGGUUAUUAGCGCAGGGGAAGUGGAUUCUGGGGUCAAAGGUCUAAUUAUUUCACCGACCAAGGAAUUAGCUAGUCAGAUUUUUACUGAAUGUUCCAAAUUAUCUCAUAGAAUAUUUCUAGAGAAGCGUCGUCCACUUAAUGUUGCAUUGCUUUCAAAGUCUUUGAGUGGGAAGUUGAAGAACAAGGUUGUCAGCGAUAAGAAGUACGACAUCAUUGUGUCCACGCCCUUAAGACUUAUUGAUCUUGUGAAAGAGAGAGCUCUUGACUUGAGCUGUGUCAAGCAUCUAAUUUUUGAUGAGGCAGACAAGUUAUUUGACAAGACCUUUUUGGAGCAGACUGAUGACAUCUUGAGUUCGUGUAGCAACAACAAACUACAAAAAUCGAUGUUCUCUGCUACUAUUCCCUCCCAUGUCGAAGAAAUAGCACAGUCGAUCAUGAUGGAUCCAAUUAGAAUCAUUAUUGGUCACAAAGAAGCUGCAAACACUAAUAUAGAACAAAAGUUGGUCUUCUGUGGCAAUGAGGAGGGGAAACUAAUUGCAAUCAGACAGCUAAUAAUGGAGGGAGAGUUUCGCCCUCCAGUUAUUAUUUUCCUAGAAUCCAUCACAAGAGCUAAAGCAUUAUUCCAUGAGCUCGUAUACGAUAAGUUGAAUGUUGAUGUCAUUCACGCUGAAAGGACACAGAUGCAAAGAGAUAAGAUAAUUGAAAGAUUCAAAUCUGGUGAUUUGUGGUGCUUAAUUUGUACAGAUGUUUUGGCCCGUGGUGUUGACUUUAAAGGUGUUAACCUUGUUAUAAACUACGACAUCCCAAGAUCCGCACAAGCAUAUGUCCACAGGAUCGGUAGAACUGGUAGAGGUGGAAUGAAGGGUAAAGCCGUCACCCUCUAUACUAAACAAGAUGCGAUCGCAAUCAAGCCGAUAGUGAAUGUGAUGAAGCAAAGUGGGUGUGAUGUCGUUGAAUGGUUGGAUAAAGCUUCCAGAAUGAGCAAGAAGGAAAAGAAUAUGAUUAAGAAGGGUAGUGCUUUUAGUAACAGAAAGCAAAUUAGUACUGUUCCAAAAAUUAUAAAGCAGAAGAAAAGACAAAAAGUAGAAAUGGUUAAUGCCUCUAAAAGGAGAAAAGCCCAAUCGACCAGUCUAAAAGAUUCAGAAAACAGCAAUGAAACAACAAGUGCCCAAAGCUCUUGA